Brassica rapa (field mustard) is the source of this 4206-nucleotide messenger RNA. Its product is annotated as probable 3-ketoacyl-CoA synthase 21. The record is from RefSeq and is a predicted model, not a curated record. Lineage: Eukaryota; Viridiplantae; Streptophyta; Magnoliopsida; Brassicales; Brassicaceae. Gene Ontology annotation, molecular function: acyltransferase activity, transferring groups other than amino-acyl groups. Gene Ontology annotation, cellular component: membrane. Gene Ontology annotation, biological process: fatty acid biosynthetic process.
GAAUUUAAUGGUUUUGCCCGCCCAGCUGAUUCAAUCACGCUGUGUUGUGGAUCAGUGUAAACACCUGUUCAUGAUAAGUCAAACCCAUCAAUUAAUACUCUACGUCUUCAUGCUCAUGUGUUAGGUCUUUCACUUUCAUAGUAAUUGCCAAAGCCAACCAAAAAAUCUAAAAUAUCUGUAAUUGCCGUAACCUACUUGUUGUGUCUAAUGGCGGCCAAGCGCCUGGAAAGCAUGAUUGUAAUGCGCCGACCACAGCUAAUGGGUCUUUUAGGCCCGUUCACUUCGGCUUGUAAGUUUUUUUUUUUUGUAAGUUCCAUUCCAUUCCAUGGACUGUGUUGAUAUUUGGGAAGCUCGUAAUAUUAAUUUAUUGACCAUGCAAAAACCAUAUGAUCUUAUCUGUGUUUUAGUCAAACUCUCACAAUAUAAUCAGUUUCUAAUAAAUCAUCAAUCUUUAUACAACUCCAACUCAACUGAAUUUAAUUCUAUAGUUCUUUUUCUUGAUGUGUGCCUUAAAAAUAAGUGCUUUCUACUAAUAUAAUACCCAAAUCAAUUUUUUUAACCCUUUCACUAUAUAUCACUUGGAUGUUAUAUUGUUUUGCUUCCCAUAGUAGUUGAACUUGAGGGUUUUAGACCACUUUUUAUUUACCUUUUCUUUGAUGAUAAAAGCUAAUGGAUGUAGCGACUUGCAUCUGCAUGAGGCCACGUAUAAGAAACUUGAUAGGCACGGAAAGUCCGCUUAUUGUGUUAUUGCCAACCUUAGAGGGAAUUACACAAAAUUUUGUAGUAAAGUCUUUCAGACGACUAAUCAACAUAUGGCUGGUUAAACCUAAACCUUUACCCCACCACCCUAGUUAAUUAGAACCUAAUUGAUCAGACAAGCAAGAAGACGUGUUGAGAAUAAUUGUUUUAAAACCACACACAAAUAAUGCUGAACAAAAUAGCAUUACCUAACGCAGUGAAAUCCUCUGCAACAACUUCCACAUGAUAAUUUCAUUUUUUUUUCUUAAUAUCUUAAUGUAAACAACUACAGUGGUAAUCAAUAAUCCAUGACAAAAAAAACUAAACACUAAAGAAGUGAAAUGAACCAAACCAUACACAAAGCUUCACCAAUCUCCUUAACCAUGUCAGAGCUAACAACACUUCUCAGCUCAAGUGGUUCUAUCUUGAAGAUCUUCAUUAGUUUGCUAGUAUUUCAUUUGGUCUACCAAAGACUUAGGAGAAGAGUCAAAGUCUACUUACUCGACUUCACUUGUUACCGUGCCCCUGACUCAAACCGCCUACCAAUGUCCACCCUCCUCGAGACCAUCUACUUAGCUAACCAGAUUGAUCAAGAGAGUAUCGAUUUCCAAGCCCGGAUCCUCGAGAGGUCCUGGUUAAGCAACCAAACCAGCAUUCCCCCUUCUCUGACCGAAAUACCCCUCAAGAAAAGUCUCACCUCGGUCCAAACCGAAACCAUGACCACUAUCUUCACAUCCGUUGAGGAUCUCCUCAAGAAAAACAAACUAAGCCCAAGAAACAUAGACAUACUAAUAACAAACUGUAGUUUACAUGCACCUACACCUUCUCUUAGUGCAAUGGUGAUCAACAAGUUCCACAUGAGAAGCAAUAUCAAGAGCUUUAGCCUCUCAGGGAUGGGCUGUGCAGCUGGGAUUCUAUCGGUCUCUCUAGCUAACGACUUGCUAAAGGUUCACAAAGGCUCAUUGGCCCUUAUUGUCAGCACAGAAGCGCUGAACACGCAUUGGUACAUCGGUAAAGACAGGUCCAUGCUUCUCACAAACUGUCUCUUUAGAAUGGGAGCAGCCGCGGUGUUGAUGUCUAGCAAUGAACAAGACAGAGGAAACGCAAAGUAUGAGCUCUUGCAUGUUGUUAGGACAAACAAAGCGAAAGAUGAUCGUGCUUACAGAUGUAUCUAUCAAGACAUAGACUCUGAGUUAAAGCAAGGAGUGUCCAUAACAAAAGAUGUAAUCACCGUAGCUGGAGAUGUGUUGAAGAUGAACUUAACUACGUUAGGCCCUUUGGUGUUACCUUACUUAGAGCUAUUGCAAUAUGUGAUCCGCAAGAUCUAUAAGCCGAGUUCUUCUUAUAGACCGAACUUCAAGAAAGCGUUUGAGCAUUUUUGCAUUCAUACAGGAGGAAGAGCUGUGAUACAAGCAAUGGAGAUGAACCUGAACUUGACGGAAGAAGACAUCGAGCCAUCGAAGAUGACUCUUCAUAGGUUUGGGAAUACUUCUUCUUCGUCUGUUUGGUACGCACUCUCUUACUUGGAAGCAAAACGGAGAGUGAAAAGAGGAGAUAAGGUGUUGCAGAUUGCUUUUGGAAGUGGGUUUAAGUGUAACAGUGCGGUCUGGAGAUGCAUCAGAGAACUGGAGCCUGACACAGACAACAAAUGGCUCGACUCCAUCGAGUCAUAUCCAGUAGAUGUACCUGACUCUAUAAGUAUCAGACCAUGCUAGCACAUACAAGUAAUGUAACCUUGAAGAAUAUAAGUCAGUAAGGCUCUGAGUAAUUUGUUCAGUUCAUUCAGAGGUUUUGGAUUAUUGUUUGGUUCUCAUUUUCACCCAGCUAUGUAUCAAAUUAUUUUUAGACCAUGUUCAAAAAAAUAUCAACGAUAUAUAUAUAUUUUAAAAGUAAUAGUAUAGUUUUAAAAACUAGUAACUUUUUAUAUAUGUUUAGUUUUUCUUUUGAAAUUAUAAACACUAAAUUUAGAAGCAUAAAAUUAAAAUUUUGAUUUGUACAAUUAUUGAAAAGCUAAAAAGAAAAUAUGAUUAUGUUCUACUGUUCCAUAUGCACAUGAUAAAAGAUGGUUCUGUUUUGACCUUCUACGAUAACGAAGUUUGUUUAUGUUACUCUUCAAAUCAGCCCUGAAAUUUCAUAAUCUAGAAGCAACAACUGUAUUUGAAUUGUUGGCAUAAUAUACAUUCUUGAACCAAUUUUUUUUAACCGGUAAAGUCAUCACUAGAGCUUUGAUCAUAUCGAAGCAAAUCAAAGAGAAUAAAACAAACAAGAACCAGUUAAUUUAGUGAAUAGAGCGAAGAGAUACAUUAACCAUAUUGACGUUAGGGAAGAAGAGUAUACAAGUUUUAAAGUUAUUCAACAAAUAAAAAAUGUUACAUAACGUAUUAAACAGAAGAGAGAUCUUGUUUUCUCUCAUUAGUGUUUAUCGUUAGAAGCAUGUUUAGCCUUAGGCUUCUUGACGAUCAUAACGGAGCAAUGAGCAUGAUGAGCUAAAUAGUCACUCACGCUCCCCAAAAACACCCUCUUGACAGCUCCAUAGCCAUGGCUCCCAAGAACAAGAACAGAUGCAUGGUGUCUCUCCGCUGCUUCCAGCAUUAUGUUCCUGGGAUCUCCUUCUACAACCUCCAACGAAGUGAUCUCAACGGAUUUAGCCGAGCACACAUCGGUACACUUCUUCUUAACCAAGUCUGCAGUCUUGUCUAAAUCUUGUUCCACCAGUGGUAUUAUAUCGACCGUUCCGGGUCCGGCAAAGCCGAGGACGGAGGUAGCGGGGAGUCUGGCGUGAAGGACGACGAGUUUGAAUUGUGGGUUUGAUUUGAAAGGUGUGAAGAAGAGAUCGAGAGCUGUCUCUAGUGCGUGGUAGCUAUGAGUUGAAUCAUCGACUCCUACGACCACCACACGCUCACUUCCACUAGCCAUUUCGAUCUUUUUUUUUUGUCUUUUUGAUGAUCAUGAAUUAAGGUAAGGUGUCGUCUAUUUGAAUGAUUAAGUGGCCAGUAUGGUGUGGUCGAGCGUUGUUGCUGGGAUCUAUACUCACGCGAGACCUCUUGUUCCAACUAAGAAGAGUUUGUUUUAAUAGUGUGUUUUCUGUUAACGAACACUUUAAAUAGGCAUAUGCAUGUUUUUCCGAUUAUCUCAGUCUUUUUGACUCCACUAAUUAAUUAUGAUCAUAAUCAUGAAUAUUUGAGACAUACCAAUCCGAAUACAACGCACAGGGCUGCCCUUCUACAAAGCUUCAGGCCACCAAAUAUUUUUAAAAAUUUAGGGCCUCCUUAGAAAUGAUUAUUGUCAAAUGGUUAGAGAAACAUAAUUCUGAGUUUGAGUCUUUUUUUUAUCAAGUUUAUUUAUUAAUCGUAUACAGCUGAUUAUAUAAAUUGCGAUAGUGAUCUAAAUCUAGUUCCAAAAUCCAUAAAAUCCUCAAAUUAUUUUUAUAAGUAACUAUAUAAAAAUAUAAAACUUUUAGUUGUGAAU